Molecule: messenger RNA, 426 nt
Organism: Lolium rigidum
Lineage: Eukaryota; Viridiplantae; Streptophyta; Magnoliopsida; Poales; Poaceae
Exons: 3
Coding region: 1-357 (118 amino acids)
Source: RefSeq, a predicted model, not a curated record
AUGGGAAGCACCUUUGUCCUCCAUGGCGGGCGGCGGCGUGGCGGUGUGGAAGUGGGUGGUGGUGAGGCGGAUCUGCGACUGGCCGGCCCUCUUCCUCGCCGUUCCCCGUUUCCUGCCGGCUUCGAGGGUGACCAUGGCGACCAUGUCCGGCCUGACCACGACGGCCCCCUUCAGAAGUUCUGCGAGUUCUUGUGGUGUUCGCAUUCCAACUUACUCUGUCGUUCAUUCAGAGAUCUGCAUUUUAAAAGGAAAAUGUUACCAUCUGUAGCAUUCUUUGAAUAUGCUCGGUCAGAUCGUCUUGAAGCUAAGAGUGAUCAUCUCUACUUCUGCUUGGGUGCUUUUUCCGUCACUCUAUGAACCGUCUAUAUAUCAAUUUCAUUGACUAAGCUGUGUUCUUCUUCAGUUCUUUUUUGCCUUUAGUGUGUG